AGCAGCGAGCGGCAGCAGCAGCUGAGCUACAGAGCGAGAGAGAGAGAGGAGCGCGCAAGGGGAAACGAUUUUGGGAAGAUCAUUCCCAUCACUCUGCGUCGCUGACAAACAUCAGAUGUCUCUGAUGUCCCCCACAUCAAACGGAUGACCCCACGAUGAGGAGCUGAAGGACUGAUUAAACACCGCGCAGCGGAGAAAGCAUGACAGUCUGCCCGGGGAAGAGUCCGCAGGGCGGGUGAGCGCCUUCUCUCUCGCGUCGCACCAAGAGUUGGAAGUACGCGUCAAAGAGAUGUGGAUCUGUGGGAGACUUAACGUUUUCAAUUGAGCGUUACCUUUACGCGUUGCUUUUGGAUUUCUGGUCCUGAGCUGUCCACAUCCACGGAGUGAAGCGCACUUUGUGUUUCAAAGACGCCCGCGCAUGGAUUGCAAUGCCAUAGAUAACUUAGCAGCUCCUCUGAAAGGAUGGUGGUUGUCAUGAGGAGCCUAUGGAUGUCUCAGUCUGUGGGAGAGCUGGUGCCGAGACAGCUGACCUCUCCACCAGCCACUCUUUCCACCUAAAACUCUUCCCCGGGGAGUCACAGCUGCCGCAGACCGGGGAUGCGAUGGGGUGAGUGUUGACACCCACCUCACCCACCCCCCCUCGCUCACUUUACACUGUAGCAUAAACAAUGGAUCAGAAUUUCUCAACAGUUCGAGAUGGCCAGCAGCUGCUACCAGAGAGAGAUUCAUCCAAGCGUGUACUGACAGGAUGCUUCCUUUUCCUCCUCAUCUUCACAACGCUGCUAGGCAACACGCUUGUGUGUGCUGCCGUCACCAAGUUUCGACACUUGAGGUCCAAGGUCACCAACUUUUUUGUCAUCUCGCUGGCCAUCUCUGACCUCCUGGUGGCAAUUUUGGUGAUGCCGUGGAAGGCGGCGACGGAGAUUGUGGGGUUUUGGCCGUUUGGUGCUUUCUGCAACGUGUGGGUGGCGUUUGACAUCAUGUGCUCCACUGCCUCCAUCUUGAACCUGUGUGUGAUCAGCGUUGACCGUUACUGGGCCAUCUCGAGCCCAUUCCGCUACGAACGCAAGAUGACCCCCAGAGUGGCGUGCCUGAUGAUCAGCAUGGCGUGGACCCUGUCCGUCCUCAUCUCUUUCAUUCCGGUUCAGCUGAACUGGCACAAGGCUCAGACCUACAGCUACGCAGAGCUUAAUGGAACGUACCCCAGCAAUCUGCCCCCCGACAACUGUGACUCCAGCCUUAACAGGACCUAUGCCAUCUCGUCCUCCCUCAUCAGCUUUUACAUCCCCGUGGCUAUCAUGAUAGUCACCUACACCCGGAUCUACCGCAUCGCCCAGAAACAGAUACGGAGAAUAUCUGCCCUGGAACGAGCGGCAGAGAGUGCCAAGAACCGCCACAGCAGCAUGGGAAACAGUUCGAACAUGGAGAGCGAGAGCUCGUUCAAAAUGUCAUUCAAGCGGGAAACCAAAGUCUUGAAGACGCUCUCGGUCAUCAUGGGGGUGUUUGUGUGCUGCUGGUUGCCCUUCUUCAUCCUGAACUGCAUGGUGCCGUUCUGUGAGCUCAACUUGCUGGACGGCGCGACAGACUUCCCCUGCAUCAGCUCCACUACCUUCGAUGUGUUUGUGUGGUUUGGCUGGGCCAACUCCUCGCUCAACCCCAUCAUCUACGCCUUCAACGCUGACUUCCGCAAGGCCUUCUCCAUCCUCCUGGGUUGCCACCGGCUCUGCCCGGGGAGCAACGCCAUUGAAAUCGUCAGCAUAAACAACAACAUGGGUCCCUCUACCUCAAACCCAAACUGUCAGUAUCAGCCCAAGAGUCACCUACCAAAGGAGGGCAACCAUUCGGCCAGCUAUGUGAUUCCACACAGCAUCAUGUGUCAGGAGGAGGAGUUACAGCGGAAGGACAGCGAGAGUGAAGUGGGCACGGUAAACAACGCCCUGGAGAAGCUGUCCCCUGCCAUCUCUGGGAACUUUGACAGCGAUACUGAGGUCACUCUGGAGAAGAUCAAUCCCACAACACAGAAUGGACAGCAUAAAACCAUGUCAUGCUGAGGAAUGGCAACGCUAGACUGGAGUACACACACAGGGAUGUAUGUAUGCACAAGGGGGGGGGGGGGAUCUCACACAGAUGGACAGCAAAAGGAAAUGCAAAGAGACAGACAUCUCCAUGGACAUGCCGGACAGAGACACGGUGAGAGGGGACGUAAAAAAGGCAAACAGACUGUCGACAAACAUCCACAUGUAUAAACCCACAGAAUGUUUUAAUGUAAAGGCACUUUAUCCUGGAUAUAACUAUCUGCAAAAAUGAUCUCAGCGUUUGUUGAUGAAAUCAAUGCAUUUGAAGGUAAAUGCUGACAACGUCGACAAUAAAAGCACUGGCUACCGAUGUCCAAAUGCAUACAUGUUAGAGCAGCGUUUGAAAAAAGGACAAGAGGACAGUGUAGACAGUGGUGCAAGAUGUAGUCGCUAUUAGAGGAGAGAAAAAAAAAACAAUGUCAUGUAGGUAUAGGUGCUUUAUAUGUAAUGUCAUUCAAGAGGGAACGACGUUGGUGAACUGGCUUUGGUUCAGUUUUUUUUUGUUGCAUGUAUUUCUUCUUCUUUUUCUUUGGUGCAGAACACAAAAUGAUUAUUAUUUUAGGGACAAUUUUAUUAUUUACAACCAAAUCUUCUGAUCCAAAUCAGAAGAGGUGGCAGGCAGAUAAUGGAGUUCAAGUACAGUAUUUAUAUAUUACAUUUUUACAGAAAGAAAGGAUGAAAGAGCCUUCAUCCCUGCCUGUUUUUAUCAACUUCAUCUCCCUAUGUGCUUUUCAGCAGACCCUCUCUUGAGCCGUCUCCUUUUCAUUUACGCGCCCUCCUCAGUCAGCAAAGUCCCGUCCUCCCUCGUGCCACCCUUAUUUCCUCGGCAUUGUCAGACUUCUCUUUUCUCCACUUCACUAUUCCCUCUGUCAGCAAAGGUCCUCCUGUACACCUGUGCCAUGUCUUCCUUUUCAUGUUUUUCUUUUUUUUUGGUCUCACUCCCUUUGGCAGCUCUCCAUUCUACGUCUUUACUCUGCCUACUAGCGGCACUAAUGAUUCUCUAUUUUUUUUUUUUCUUUUUGGCAAAAGCUGUCGGUGCAUAAUUUAAAAACAAAAUGUAAAUCUGUACACUGUAACUGCUCCUGGACAGUAGAGGCAGAGUAAUGGCAGCGCGACUCACUUAGCCGGAAUACAAAGUGACCCUUGGUGACCUUUUGCAAACUUGCAAAACACGUAUCUGAUUUUGUAAAUUGCUCCUGCUGAAAGCCACGCUGUGCUUUAGUGGCUGAUGUUGUGCAGGGGGCGGAUCCCUGGACAAGUCAACAUUAUGGUGGAUUGCCUUCAUGAUUUGGUCAUAUUCUCAAUGAUUUAUUGUUUCUUUUUUCCCCACCAGACGUUCACGCUUGUACAAUUGCAUUUUUUAAAAAUAAAGUCAAAGCUCUAUAUGCUGUAAAUAAAGAGUUUUGAGUCUUAGGUGACAUAAUAAUGCUAAAAAUGACACUGUAGAAAUUGGAUCAGAGUCCUGGAAAGUUGCUGAUAUUUUGUUACAUAUGCAGCGAAACUGAUGAUUUACAGUGUGCUAAUAUUAGCAGACAUUUGAAACUAUGAGCCACUGCUCACAAGAGAGCAACAAAGGCAACACGACGACUGAAGCAUUCGGAAUAUGUAAGAGAACGAAUGCAAUUACUGUUUCUGAAGUUUAUGUGUCACAAAAACGACACGGGCAGGACAUUUUACUUUACUGUCUCUGCUUAGUGGCAUCGUUUCAUUGUGUGCUGUGUGUCAAAGAAGGCGUGAAAGCAAUUGGUCUUGAAUAACGCUUUUGAUUUUUCUGCUGUGGAAAAUCCAAUGUCAUCGAGAUGGCAAUAAAAGAGAGGGUAGUUAGCGUUUUAGCUCAAUACAUGGGUUUGGCUAGUGACACAAGAGCAACACCUCGUCCUCUCUCUCUGCCUCGCUGUCCUUUUAUGCGCCUGUUGUUUCCUGCUCACAAAUAUCUAUCCAGAACUGAUGUUUAUUUUGUCCGAUGCCUUACAGAAACUGUCAUAUCAGCUCAGUGACUCUCAAUUUUCCUUCCUUUACCAGAUUCACUUAGUUUAGUCCCUAUUUUAACACCUAAUCCUGUUAGGUCCAACUUUUUUUACUUAUUUUAACCAGAAAAUAUUCAGAAAAUCUUCUUUUUUGCAGAAUAACUUUCAAUAUCUGGCAGUUAUUUGCAAUUCACUGCAUGUUAAAACAAUUUAAAAUGAAGAAAAAUGUUUUUUAUCGAGGAAAAAAAAAACACAUGAACACCAGAUUGUACUUGGUGAAUUUGAAAUUUGAACAGUAUACAACAUAUUUAAAGUAACAUUUGUUUGAGUCUUUGUCUCAAUGUCCUGCAACAGCGCAAGUGAAAUUACCGUAAUAACCACACGUUGGCUUUGACGUGCAACGUCUCAUUUUUCCGAUAGCAUAAAAAAGUAAUUACGAUAAUGCAAAGUUGAACAGGUGAUAAAAAUGCGCAUAGUCUGUCAAGAGUAGAUGUAGAAAGGAGCUGCCGUGGAGAAGAUCUAACCCGCCCUACUCUGUCCUUCCAUUUCUCUCUCCUUCUUUUUCUGUUUCUCUUUCUCUUGGCUGCCUCUGUUGACUGAUGAGCAUUCCAAAUGUUACCUGGGAUUAGAUUUUAUUCUGAGCCCACUGUUUCUCUUCUGAAGUUUGAGUCGAAGCACUGAAUCAAAGCCCCGCCUGGCUGUUUUUGUAAUUGUCGUUCUAUUAUUGCUGUUGCCAAAAGUGUUUUAUUUGGCUGAAUGUGGCUGUACUUUAAUAUAUUCUGUGAUUUUGACCAAUGUUUCAGUAUGCUCAAAUUUGGGUGACGUUGUGCACUUCAUGAUGAAGAGAAUAAUCGACAUCGUUGGCAUUCCGACAUUCCCCCAGAUGUUUUUUUUUUAGAGAACCAUACGUCCAGCUGUUGUAGAGUUGAAUCGAUCUUAACCUGUGUUUUGUCUCCGUGUAUAUCAACCCUCCACCGCACCCGCUGAGCUUUCACUCAGUAACUCAUUUUUCCCAGCUGCCACUGCUGAGGGUUUGGAGGAGGAGGGCGAUGCAGGAAACCAUCCCACAAGCAAGAUGCUUUGUUUGAUCUGGAGCUAUUUCCUCCAUGGCUGCCCUACAUGUUUCUUCGGGAGGCUGCAGUAACAGCAUGUGGUCUCUCGGGCAGUAAAGUUGCAUAAAUAACGACUACUUAAGCACAUCCGACAGUGACAGAUCCCUUCUCCGUUUUUAGUUCGGGUGGCACGGGAUCCAAAACAACACUCCCAGACACCAGGUGACAUUUCAAUCACGAUGUUUCAGGCUCAAUUAAACUGUCUGGGAUAAUGACAGAGUCCCUACCUCAACUUCAAUUCAGUGAUUACGCUUCAUGUUUAAAAACAAAACAAAAACAA
Solea solea (common sole) is the source of this 5434-nucleotide messenger RNA. It is a transcript of the gene drd1b, whose product is annotated as dopamine receptor D1b. The record is from RefSeq and is a predicted model, not a curated record. The transcript is spliced from 2 exons. Gene Ontology annotation, molecular function: G protein-coupled receptor activity; dopamine neurotransmitter receptor activity, coupled via Gs. Gene Ontology annotation, biological process: adenylate cyclase-activating adrenergic receptor signaling pathway; vasodilation; G protein-coupled dopamine receptor signaling pathway. Bases 669 to 2051 code for a protein of 460 amino acids. Gene Ontology annotation, cellular component: plasma membrane. NCBI's taxonomy places the organism in Eukaryota, Metazoa, Chordata, Actinopteri, Pleuronectiformes, Soleidae.